AUGGACGAGUUUUGAUUGAAUAAGUAUUGAUUGAUUGAUUGAUUGAAGGAGAAGGAAAGAAGAAGAAAGAUGGAUUAUGUGUAUGGACCAGGGAGGAACCAUCUAUUUGUUCCUGGACCAGUGAACAUCCCUGAGCCAGUAAUCAGGGCCAUGAACAGGAACAAUGAAGAUUACCGUUCCCCUGCCAUCCCUGCUCUCACUAAGACUCUCCUUGAAGAUGUUAAGAAAAUCUUCAAGACCACCUCUGGAACUCCUUUCCUCAUUCCCACCACUGGUACUGGAGCAUGGGAGAGUGCCUUGACAAACACAUUGUCACCAGGUGAUAAAAUUAUAUCAUUUCUCAUCGGACAAUUCAGUCUGCUCUGGAUUGAUCAGCAGCAACGCCUCAAUUUCGACGUCGAUGUCAUAGAAAGUGAUUGGGGACAAGGUGCAAACUUAGAUGUUCUUGAAUCAAAACUAGCAGCAGAUAGGAACCAUACCAUCAAAGCUAUCUGCAUUGUUCAUAAUGAGACUGCAACUGGUGUCACCAACAACCUGUCUACUGUAAGGAAAUUGCUCGAUGAGUAUCACCACCCGGCGUUGUUUCUUGUCGAUGGAGUAUCAUCAAUAUGUGCACUGGAUUUUCGUAUGGAUGAAUGGGGGAUCGAUGUCGCCUUAACUGGUUCGCAGAAAGCUCUGUCUCUGCCGACAGGUAUUGGACUUGUAUGUGCUAGUCCAAAGGCAUUAGAAGCAACAAAAACGGCAAAAUCAGUGAGAGUGUUCUUCGACUGGAAUGACUACUUGAAAUUCUAUAAACUCGGAACAUAUUGGCCAUACACACCUUCAAUCCAAUUACUUUACGGGUUUCGAGCCGCUCUCGAUCUUAUAUUUGAGGAAGGACUAGACAACGUGAUUGCACGACACACCCGAUUGGGUAAAGCAACAAGGCUUGCUGUUGAGGCAUGGGGAUUGAAGAAUUGCACACAAAAGGAAGAGUGGUUCAGUGACACUGUGACUGCUGUGGUUAUACCUCCCAACAUUGAUAGUUCUGAAAUUGUUCGAAGAGCAUGGAAGAGAUACAACUUAAGUUUAGGACUUGGAUUGAAUAAAGUUGCCGGAAAAGUAUUUCGAAUUGGACAUCUCGGAAAUCUUAAUGAGUUGCAAUUGUUGGGAUGUCUGAGUGGUGUGGAGAUGGUUCUGAAGGAUGUUGGAUAUCCAGUUAAACUUGGAAGUGGAGUUGCAGCAGCCGCAGCUUUUCUUCAGAAUAACACUCCUUUGAUCCCUUCAAGGAUAUAAUAAUAUUAAAUAAUAAUAAUAAUAAUAAUAUACUACUAAUAAUAGUAGUAGCAUUUGAUUUCAUUUUCCUUUGUCUGUAUAAAAGGAUGACAGUUAUAACCUUCAGUCUUGGAAUGUUGGAGGCAUGAGGGAAUAAUCCCCUAUUUGGUCCCUGUAUUUUACUUAAGUGGCCCUUUUGGUCCCUCUA
Molecule: messenger RNA, 1462 nt
Organism: Dioscorea cayenensis subsp. rotundata (Guinea yam)
Lineage: Eukaryota; Viridiplantae; Streptophyta; Magnoliopsida; Dioscoreales; Dioscoreaceae
Product: serine--glyoxylate aminotransferase
Exons: 5
Coding region: 70-1275 (401 amino acids)
Cellular component (GO): peroxisome
Molecular function (GO): L-alanine:glyoxylate transaminase activity; L-serine:pyruvate transaminase activity
Source: RefSeq, a predicted model, not a curated record